GCCGCGCCUCGCCACAAUGAACGUCGUCCUCUCCAGGGACAGCCGGGUGAGGAGCAUGGAGAACACCGUGGCCAAUGCCGAGAAGUACUUCGGCCAGUUCUGCGCGCUGCUGGCCUCCUACACGCGCAAGACAGCCCGGCUGCGGGACAAGGCUGACCAGCUGGUCAAGCAGCUGAUCGACUUUGCCAACACCGAGAGCCCCGAGCUGCGGGCCACCGUGAGGGACCUGGCCGAGGACCUGGCCAAGGUGCAGGAUUACGGCAGGCGGAGGUGCGUGCCGCUGGAGGCCAAGGUCGUCAGCCCCCUGAAGCUCUACGGAGCCCAGAUCAAGCAGACCCGGGCCGAGAUCAAGAAAUGUAAGCGGGUCCAAAACAAUGAGAUCAAACAGCUGCAGAGGCUGGAGAAACUGAGGCAGAGGUCACCCUCGGAUCGGCAAAUGAUCUCCCAGGCGGAGAGCCACGCUCAGAGGGCCUCGGUGGACACCAGCCGCACCGCCCGCCAGCUGGAGGCCGCGGUGGACGCCUUCCAGGAGCAGAAGCUGAGGACCUCCAGGUGGGGCAGGAUUUUCCUGGACUUUGUGAGCAUCGAGAUGGUGUUCCACGCCAAGGCCAUUGAGGUCUACUCCCACGCCUUCCAGACCCUGGAGAACUACGACCUGGAGGGGGACCUGCAGGACUUUAGAGACAAGAUGCGUGGCGUGGACGGACAGGGCGAGGCCCGGCCGGUCGCCAAGGCCAGCAGCUCUGCGUCUGCGCCCUGGGUGCGAGCCAGCGAGAGCGCGCAGAGCACGCUGCAGAGCCAGAGAGCAGAAGAGGCGGCCGGCGCGUCUGACCCGGCCGAGGACGAACCCCUGGAGGACCUCGGGGGGCAGGGGCGGGGGCACCAGGCCUAGAAAGAGAGUCCUGGCGAGAGGCGGGAGGACGGAGCUGG
Molecule: messenger RNA, 930 nt
Organism: Perognathus longimembris pacificus (Pacific pocket mouse)
Lineage: Eukaryota; Metazoa; Chordata; Mammalia; Rodentia; Heteromyidae
Gene: Cibar2
Product: CBY1 interacting BAR domain containing 2
Exons: 9
Coding region: 17-892 (291 amino acids)
Biological process (GO): cilium assembly
Cellular component (GO): ciliary basal body; ciliary transition zone
Source: RefSeq, a predicted model, not a curated record